Messenger RNA from Bactrocera dorsalis (oriental fruit fly), 977 nucleotides. RefSeq lists its product as uncharacterized. Gene Ontology annotation, cellular component: nucleus. The transcript is spliced from 3 exons. The coding region runs from base 234 to 977 and encodes 247 amino acids. Lineage: Eukaryota; Metazoa; Arthropoda; Insecta; Diptera; Tephritidae. The record is from RefSeq and is a predicted model, not a curated record.
CACCCCUAUCAUGCAUUUCGACUCGGAUUGAAAUUUUCUCCGUUUGGCAACUUUGGUAUCAUGCGUUCCGUUCCCGUUCAGUUCAACUUCGAAAUUUACGAUUAUGCCUAUCAUGCAUUUCGAUCGUAGCUCCGUUUUGCUAAGUUGCAAUUUUGUUAACGGAGAACUUUUUGUGUUUUUAUUUUGAUUUUAAAAUUUUAUUAUUUGAGUGAUAUUUUUGGAAUUUUAUAAAAAUGUCAAAAACAACAACACCACAACAGUACGUAAAAUUAGCAGAAAUAAUGGAGAAAAAGCCAGAUAUAGCUAACGGUUUCCACAAGGGACCUAAGGAAGAUUUGCAGGCUUUUUGGCAAGAGGUGGCUUCUAAUUUAAAUGCACUUGGUCCACCAUCUAAGGACUCACUUGCGUGGAGAAAAGUUUGGAUUGACUGGAAGUGCUACAUCAAACGAAAGCUGACCAGCAAUAAAAAGGAAAUGCUGAGCACAGGGGGAGGGCAAUGUCGUCUACAACGCAUAAGUCCACUGGAGGAGAAAAUUGUGCGCUUAACAGGGUUAGAAAUAAGUACAAGUGGGAUACAAAAUACCUUCGAUUAUGGCGAUAGCACGCAAGACGCAGCCCGAACCUCCGAAAUGGACAUUUCGGCACAUGCAGACGAUGUGCCGUCAACCAGCAGAGCUGCUUACAGAGAGAGACGACCAGAAAAGGAGAGCGCAGCAUCAUUACUAAGGGAGCAACAAGAUCUCCAGAAAGAAUUUUAUGCCGAAACAAAACUUCAUUAUGAAUCUAUAGAUGGCAAAAUGAAGGAAACGGUAACAUAUUUACGUCGAAUGAACCGCUCUCUAGAAGUAUUGGCAGACACUGCAGUUCAGCAGCUUCAAGAGCAGCAACGACACAAUAGAGUGAAAGAGCAACUGCUAAAAGAAAAGUUAGAUAUUAAAUUACAAAUGUUGAAAUUAGAUCCUAAUUAUAAAUACUGA